This is a messenger RNA of Recurvomyces mirabilis, 2178 nucleotides long. RefSeq lists its product as uncharacterized. Bases 1 to 2178 code for a protein of 725 amino acids. The transcript is spliced from 5 exons. Gene Ontology annotation, molecular function: hydrolase activity, hydrolyzing O-glycosyl compounds. Lineage: Eukaryota; Fungi; Ascomycota; Dothideomycetes; Mycosphaerellales; Teratosphaeriaceae. The record is from RefSeq and is a predicted model, not a curated record. Gene Ontology annotation, biological process: carbohydrate metabolic process.
AUGUGGACUACGGCCGUGUUUUCGACCUACGUCUUGGCGUCUGCCGCCCAAGGUACCUACAACCCCUACCCUUGGUCGAACUCAUGGCAGCCUUAUCCAUGGGAGUCUUCCAAGACUGGAAACCCGAUCACCUCAAGUACGGGUAGCAUGGUAGGAAGCUCGCUCAGCACGUCUUACAUUGGUAGUACUACAAGCCCGACCGGUACGGCGAGCGUGAGCACCGCAAGCACUGGGAGCGCCACAACUGGUCCGAGCAGUAGAGGCACUGGGCGCGCUACAACUAGUCCCAGCAGCACAAGCACUGGCACUUCAGGUGGUGGGAACAGCACAGCUGCCUCUCCAUACUCGGUCAAGACGCCUCCAUUGACUACCGACUGGACGUACGAAGUUGGUACGGAUCCAUGGCCCGAGUACCCACGUCCUCAGCUUCAGCGUACUCAGUGGCAAAGCUUGAACGGCAUCUGGACAUACCAGAAUGCUUCCAGCUUGGAUGCAGUGAACAGUCCACCAGUUGGGAAAAACUUGGCGAACGAAGUGCUUGUGCCGUCGUGUCUGGAAAGCGGUCUUUCAGGGAUCCAAACGACGUACAACAUCUACUCCUGGUUCGCCACCUCGUUCACUGUUCCGUCGAAUUGGACCGGAAGCAGCGUACUGCUCAAUUUUGGUGCUAUUGACUAUGAAGCCACCGUGUUCGUGAACGGACUUAAUGCAACGUUCCAUCGUGGCGGCUAUUUUGCGUUCACAGUCGACGUUACGAGCUACCUUGAUAGUGGCGCAAACGAACUGCUGGUGUUCGUUCACGAUCCCACAGAUGAGGAUCCCUAUGUCAUUCCAAUCGGCAAGCAGACUCUGCAUCCUUCGCACAUCUUCUAUACUCCCUGCAGUGGUAUAUGGCAGAGUGUGUGGAUCGAGUCAGCACCGUCGGACUACAUUACGGAGCUUGAUAUUUCGGCAGGCAUGGACGGCACUGUCAAUGCGACGAUCACUUCCUCAAGCUCAAACAGCUCCGCCGCCUCGAUCUCAAUUAUUGACCGCAGCUCGAAGUCCACAGUCGCCACUCAUAGUGGCACCGCUGGAUCGCCGUUCACGUUCCAAGUGUCUUCGCCAAAGCUCUGGUCUCCGAGCUCGCCUUCACUGUAUGACAUCACGAUCACGGUCGGCAGUGACACCGUCUACAGCUAUACCGGCUUCCGGACAAUCUCCAAGGGAGUUGUUAACGGCAUCGAGCGACCUCUCUUGAACGGCGAAUUCCUCUUCCUUUUCGGCACUUUGGAUCAAGGCUUCUGGCCAGAUGGCAUCUAUGUUCCGCCGAAUAGAGAGGCUAUGGUUUACGAUCUGCAGACGCUGAAGAACCUGGGCUUCAACAUGCUGCGCAAGCAUAUCAAGGUUGAGAACGCAUUGUAUUACCAGGCUUGCGACGAAAUGGGCCUUAUGGUGAUUCAAGACAUGCCCGCUCUGCGCCCGUUGCAGACGGAGACUCUGUCCAAUUGCACGGUCGAAACUAUCCUGCCGGACGCCACUCAACAGGCCGAGUUCCAGCGUCAGCUUGAACUCCUCGUCACUCAGCAAAGGGUAUUCCCUAGCAUCAUUACCUGGAUCAUCUACAACGAGGGCUGGGGCCAGCUUACGAACUACUAUCCCGAAUUCCGUCUAACAGAUAUCGUAAGACAGCUCGAUCCAACGAGGUUGGUGGAUGCCACUACCGGUUGGUACGAUCACGGCGCCGGUGAUUUCUCCGAUAAUCAUCACUACGCCAACCCGCAGUGCGGCUCACCUUUUUACUCCAUCCAAUCCAGCCCAUAUGAUCCCACUCGCAUCGGCAUCCAAGGAGAGUUUGGAGGCAUCGGCAAAAACGUCUCCAUCGAGCACCUCUGGAACGUCCAGGAAGCCAUCAACACGAUCAACCAGACAUACGAGAUCGACUUGACGAUCGAGGCAUGGAAUUACAGGGGUCAUCGUCUGCUCGGGGAGAUUCUCGACCAGGUUAAGUUGUAUGCUUGCAGCGGGGGUGUUUGGACUCAGACGACUGAUGUGGAGGGAGAGGUGAAUGGGUUGUUGACGUAUGAUCGUCGCAUCUUGCGCCCGUACGUUGGGCAGUGGCAGGCCGAUCUCCAGGCUCUAUAUGACGCCGGUGUUGCUCGCUCGAAUGCCUUGGCGCCAGCGUUGAAGUUCUCGUAG